Molecule: messenger RNA, 1345 nt
Organism: Dioscorea cayenensis subsp. rotundata (Guinea yam)
Lineage: Eukaryota; Viridiplantae; Streptophyta; Magnoliopsida; Dioscoreales; Dioscoreaceae
Product: metal tolerance protein 7-like
Exons: 6
Coding region: 30-1235 (401 amino acids)
Biological process (GO): transmembrane transport; monoatomic cation transport
Cellular component (GO): membrane
Molecular function (GO): monoatomic cation transmembrane transporter activity
Source: RefSeq, a predicted model, not a curated record
ACUUGGAAGUGAAGGUGAAACUAGGGUUAAUGGAUCUUCAGAGUGAGUCUAUGGACUAUAGAACGGAGCUUUUGUCUCCGAUGAGGCUGGCCGGAGUCUCCGUCGAGCCAGUUUCUUCAACAGAGCAAUCUUCAUGGAGGCUCAACUUCAGUGACUUUUGCAUUCCUGAGAGACCUAAAGAUCCUUCUUUGGCUUCAAGAGUUUUCCUCUGUUCUUAUGGAAAACAAAGGAAAAUAGCAAGGUAUUAUAGGAAGCAAGAGGAGCUUCUCAAAGAAUUCAGUGAAUUGGAGAGCUUUUCAGAGUUGGGUUGUCUAUCAGGAGCUCCAUCAGAGGAAGAGCUGAAAGCAGUUGCCAGGAGUGAAAGAAUGGCAAUCAACAUCUCAAACAUUGCAAACUUGGUUCUCUUUGUGGCUAAAGUCUAUGCAUCAGUUGUAAGCCAAUCCAUGGCAGUGAUAGCCUCCACAUUGGACUCAUUCUUGGAUCUUCUUUCUGGUCUUAUUCUCUUGAUCACAUCAUACGCAAUGAGAAAACCAAAUCAGUAUAGCUACCCAAUUGGAAAGAAACGCAUGCAACCAGUGGGCAUUAUAGUAUUUGCCUCAGUGAUGGCUACUCUUGGAUUUCAAGUAAUAUUUGAAUCUGGUCGGCAGAUCAUGGAGCAGUCACACCCGAAUUCGGACCCAGAGAAAGAGAUAUGGAUGAUAGGAAUUAUGGCAUCAGUUACAGUGGUGAAGUUCAUCCUUAUGGUGUAUUGCAGAAUGUACAAAAAUGAGAUUGUAAAAGCAUACGCACAAGACCAUUUCUUCGAUGUUGUGACGAACUCGAUCGGUCUAAUCACCGCAGUCCUCGGCAUCAAAUUUAUUUGGUGGAUUGAUCCUCUCGGAGCCAUUCUGAUUGCGAUAUACACAAUAAGCACAUGGGCACGGACAGUGCUGGAGAAUGUAUGGUCAUUGAUAGGGCAAACAGCACCACCAGAGUACCUAACGAAGCUGAUAUAUGUGAUAUGGAACCACCAUGAAGAAAUCAAGCAGAUAGACACAGUGAGGGCCUACACAUUUGGGUCUCAUUACUUCGUGGAAGUGGACAUUGUCCUUCCUGGGGACAUGCCCUUAAGCCAAGCUCAUGACAUUGGUGAGACUCUUCAAGUCAAGCUAGAGAACCUCCCUGAAGUUGAACGUGCCUUUGUUCACAUUGAUUUUGAGUGCACUCACAGGCCAGAACACAAAGCCAUGCUCUAAGUUUCCUUUAUGUUAACAAUAACAACUGUUUUAGCUUUCCCAUAAUUUUCCUUUCUUUCUUCCUGUCUUUUUUCUUCUUGUUAUGAUGAAUGGAUGAAAUGAACCAUGAA